GUAACAAUGCUUCACCCAAUUCUAACCUAACAACAAACAAAACACAUAAAAGACGCAUGUAAUUGCUGUCUCUUUGACCGUUUGCUUUUGAGACAAGAAAAGCUAGCAAGAAGAUGAAGAACAGUCUGCUUGUCUUAAUCUGCAUGAUCUUGGCUAUAGGAACAUGUGGAGGUCCUUUGCUAACUCGUCUCUACUACAACAACGGCGGAGAACGAAUAUGGUUCAUGAGCUUUAUCUCAACCGCAGGAUGCCCAGUCAUCUUCAUCCCUCUCGUUCUCUCCUUCCUCCGCCGCAGAAACCGCAAUAACUCUGAAAAUAUAGAAAAAACAGAGAUUGUCCUCAUGGAAACUCCAAUGUUCAUGGCCUCUAUCGUCAUAGGGUUGCUCAUAGGACUUGACAACUACUGUUUCGCAUAUGGAUUAGCUUAUCUGCCAGUUUCCACAACAUCACUCAUCGUCGGGACACAGUUAGGGUUCAAUGCUAUCUUCUCUUUCUUCAUGGUCAAGCAAACGUUCACUCCUUUUUCUAUAAACGCCGUCGUUUUGUUAACGGCCGGCACGGGAAUCCUGGCCUUACGUGGCGGCGACGGAGAGAGGUCGGCUGACGUGAGCCACAAGGAGUAUGUGGUUGGGUUCUUGGUGACUCUCACUGCAGCUGUUCUUUACGCUUUUAUAUUACCGUUCGUUGAGCUUACUUACAAGAAAGUUCGACAACAAAUCACUUUCACACUUGUGUUAGAGAUGCAGUUGGUCAUGUGCAUCGCUGCUUCUUGCUUCUGUAUCGUUGGGAUGCUUGUAGAAGGCGACUUCAAGGUUAUACCAAUAGAAGCAAGAGAGUUCAAGGUAGGAGGAGGAUCUGCGUUUUACUACAUGUUGAUUUUGAUGACAGGGAUAGUAUAUCAAGGGUUGUUCUUAGGAGCCAUAGGGGUUGUGUUCUGUGCGUCUUCUCUAGCUUCUGGUGUUCUCAUAAGUGCUCUUCUUCCGGUGACGGAAGUUUUGGCCGUCGUGUGUUUCCGAGAGAAGUUUCAGGUAGAGAAAGGUGUUGCUCUCCUUCUCUCUUUGUGGGGCUUCGUUUCUUACUUCUACGGCGAGUUUAAAUCCGGUAAGAGAAUUAUCAAUAAGACUCAGUUGCAGGAGACAGAACUGCCUCCACUUCCAGUUAGUGUCUCCGCUGUUGCUUGAAGGUCGUUUACGUUUUUAUUGUGUAUGAUUAAACCAAUAGUUGUACAAGUAAGUGUAAAUGUAAAAAAUAUUUGAUAUGUAAAAUAAAUCAAUUACAUAAAGCUUCUUUUCGUU
Molecule: messenger RNA, 1295 nt
Organism: Brassica napus (rape)
Lineage: Eukaryota; Viridiplantae; Streptophyta; Magnoliopsida; Brassicales; Brassicaceae
Product: purine permease 1
Exons: 2
Coding region: 114-1181 (355 amino acids)
Cellular component (GO): membrane
Molecular function (GO): purine nucleoside transmembrane transporter activity
Source: RefSeq, a predicted model, not a curated record